Molecule: messenger RNA, 1346 nt
Organism: Rhipicephalus sanguineus (brown dog tick)
Lineage: Eukaryota; Metazoa; Arthropoda; Arachnida; Ixodida; Ixodidae
Product: cholesterol 7-desaturase nvd-like
Exons: 5
Coding region: 1-1320 (439 amino acids)
Biological process (GO): chlorophyll biosynthetic process; cholesterol metabolic process
Cellular component (GO): chloroplast
Molecular function (GO): chlorophyllide a oxygenase activity; 2 iron, 2 sulfur cluster binding
Source: RefSeq, a predicted model, not a curated record
AUGGAUGACUACCGUUCUUCCGUGCUAGCUCCUUGGGCCUAUGCUGGCAUCCUUUCCACGAACGGCAGUCUCGUGGCACUGGCGAUCGUCUGCGCACUCUUGACAAUCAUCGUGUCUGCGCUCCUUUUCAACCGAAGGCCGCGCCGCAGCCCCGCAGAGGAAGUUGACGAGCGGCUUCGGAGACGGCGUUAUCCAAAGCCGACGCCGCCACCCUUUCCUAACGGCUGGAUUCCUGUGAUGGACUCGACCGAGCUCGCCGUAGGACAGGUCAAACGCCUCGACGUCUUUGGUAAGCAACUUUCCUGCCAUACACCCCCUCCUCUGCCCUUCUUACGUGCGAGUUACAACCCUUCCUUCCCCGGGAAGACCUUGUCGCCUUUCGUACCGAAGGACGGGGUUGCUCACGUGCUGGACGCCUACUGCCCUCACCUGGGCGCUCACCUUGGAGUGAUGGGCCGUGUGGUGGAUGACUGCAUCGAGUGCCCCUUCCAUGGGUGGAAGUUCCAGGGUGAUACCGGAGUCUGCACACACGUACCGUACGCAUCCAAAGUGCCCGAUUUUGUCAAGAUCAAGAAGUGGACUACAGAUGAGAUACUGGGCCUGCUUUUCAUAUGGUACCACGCUGAGUCACAGCCACCUUCUUGGUACAUUGGUGACGUGCCUGAGGUAGCCUCUAUCGACUGCAGCGGAUCCCUGCGGUGGCGUGGUGAGAACCACAUCUCGUGUCACAUCCAGGAGCUUGCCGAGAAUGCGGCCGACGUGGCGCACUUCGAUUUCCUGCACGGUCCUUCGUUCCUCGCCACGGGUGAGCACUUCUUUGAGCAGGCCGAGAAAACCGUGUGCGGCAGCCUUUUGCGCCACAACUGGCAGACCAACUGGGAGCCGCGGGAUCACACGGCGCAGGUGAACGUGGUGUGCCGCACGUCGUCACCGCUUCGCUGGAUUUCCCGAGUCAACGAGUAUAGCUUUACUGUCACCCAGAUCGGGCCAGCGCUCGUCGUGACCACUAUGCGCACCGCCUUCGGCAACAUCAGCUACGUCCUCUCAUUGACACCCAUGAAGCCCUUCCACGUGCGCGCCGUGCACCGGUACUUCCCCAAUUCCAGAAUGCCACGAAUUGUCUUCUGGGUCAUCAUAUGGGCAUCCAAAGGCAUGUUCGCGAGGGACAUCUUUGUGUGGAACCACAAAUCCUACAUGAAGAGCCCAGCGUUGGUAAAGGAAGACAGAACGAUCUUGGCGUUCCGAAAGUGGUUCGCCCAGUUCUACAGCCCCAACAGUCCUUCUUGGAGAGACGUUCGGGAUAAGACGCUACAGUGGUGAUCGAACCGAAACGACUGCUCGGUGCG